AUGCCACCCGCAACUCAUCUCAUACUUUCCAAAUUUCUCACCUUAAUUUUCCAUGCAUUUUCUUCUCUCUCUAAUAACCAAAUUCCUUAUCAAAGAUCAACCUUUCUCUUUUUGUCUCCUUGAUUUCAAUUUCAAACACCAAAUUGAUUAGAUAACAAUUUUCAAGAUUUGCUCUCCAACCCUUCGCCCCUAGUGCCGACUAAGUAAAACAUCUGGUUUGUUUUUUGAAAUCUAUAUAUUUUUUUAAAUCAGUUUAAUUUCCCUUAUCAUUAACAUCUGCUACACAUAACAGAAUAGUGAAGAUUUCUUUUCUUUUUGGCAACAAUUUUCUGUGUUUGUGUGGUUCAACAAGGAAAAAAAUUCUUGCUUUUGAUCAUACGAAUGAGAUCUAGAUGAGGGUCAGAACCAAUUUGUUUAUGGUGUUCUCAUUGGCAUGCCUUCUUUGUGUGUCACUCUCAAGUGCUCAACUCCCACAUGAUGCUGUUGUCUCGGCUCGUUUACUAGAUGCCCAUCUUCAAGAUUGGGCCUUUAAGGCCCUUUCCGGCCCAAUAACUGGGGAGCCCUAUGAUGCUCAAGUGCCCACCAACCUAACAGGGAUCAAAGUCUCAGCAGUGAGACUCAGGAGUGGUAGUUUGAGGACAAGGGGAGUUCAGAGCUACAAAGAAUUUGAGAUCCCAAUUGGGGUUGCUGAGAGUCCCUAUGUGGAGAGGCUUGUCUUGGUGUACCACAACUUGGGUAAUUGGUCUCACACAUUUUACCCUUUACCUGGUUACUCAUAUUUGGCUCCUGUUUUGGGCCUCUUGGCCUAUAGCGGUGUCAAUUUGUCUGCCUCAGAGCUUCCUGAAUUGGACCUAAGGGCCUCUGAUAAGCCUCUUUUGGUUAAAUUCCCUUAUGUGGAACCAGCACCAUUUGGGGCAUUGGCCAAGUGUGUGUAUUUUGACUUGCAUGGUUCUGUGCAGUUUGACAUUGUGUUACCUGGGAAUGUGUGUUCAACAAUGCAACAAGGGCACUUCUCAAUAGUUGUGGAAUCAAAUGCCCCAUCACAAGCACCUAGUGAUGGAAAGAACAAGUUCAUGUUAAAGAUUGUGGUUCCUUCUGUGGUUGGUGGGGUUCUAUUGUUGGUCACUUUGUGGCUAUUGGUUGUUGGAGUGAGAAGACACAGAAAAAGGAAAAGUAUACAACAAUUGGAAGGUGUUGCUCAUAGCAGUGAAACCUUGGACAUAGCAUACAUUGGUGACACCAAAGUACCAUCAGCAUUUGGUACUCGUACAAGAGCAAUGAUAGAAAAUGAUUACCUUCCUUAGAUUUAAAAGCAUUUUUGCUUUGCCAUUUCUAUUUCUGCUUGGAAUUAUAAAGUUUCUAUAUGUAAUCAAGUUCAAAUUGAAGUCUUGAAAUGUGGUUCGGU
Molecule: messenger RNA, 1405 nt
Organism: Cajanus cajan (pigeon pea)
Lineage: Eukaryota; Viridiplantae; Streptophyta; Magnoliopsida; Fabales; Fabaceae
Cellular component (GO): membrane
Source: RefSeq, a predicted model, not a curated record